CUCUCCCCAGGUGCAAAGAUGGGGUGCUUCACCUUUAUCAAGGUCAUGAUGAUCCUCUUCAACCUGGCCAUAUUUCUUGGUGGUGCGACCCUCCUGGGAGUUGGCAUCUGGGUCACAGUGGAUGGACAGUCGUUCCUGGAUAUAUUUGGGGCGCUCUCCUCUAGCGUCCUGCAGUUUAUGAAUGUGAGCUACUUUCUCAUUGUCAUUGGCUCCAUCCUGCUGGUGAUCGGCUUCCUCGGCUGCUGUGGUGCCCAGAAGGAGAGCAAGUGUCUCCUGAUGAUGUUCUUCACAGUAGUGCUUAUCAUCUUCAUUGCUGAAAUCGCUGCUGCCGUGGUGGCUCUGGUCUACACAGGUCUUGCAGAGACGCUGUUGACUGCUCUGGUGACCCCCAUCCUGAGGGAGAAAUAUGGGGCGGAUACAACCGUCUCGCAGAUCUGGAAUACCACCAUGACGGAGGUCCAUUGCUGUGGCCUGAAUAACUACACAGACUUCACCGGCUCCCCCUUCUAUGAGAAAGAUAAAACCUACCCAGGGCCCUGCUGUAAAAACGUGGAGCCCUGUGAUGACGCGCUCGCCGCAAAAAGCCAAGUCCCGGGUUGUUUUGAUCAGAUCUUGGAAGAAAUCAAGACUAAUGCAGGUGUGGUGGGUGGCGUGGCAGCUGGCAUCGCUGCCUUGGAGAUCGCGGCCAUGGCGGUUUCCAUGUACCUGUACUGCAAGCUGGAUGAGAAAUGA
Molecule: messenger RNA, 732 nt
Organism: Mesitornis unicolor (brown roatelo)
Lineage: Eukaryota; Metazoa; Chordata; Aves; Mesitornithiformes; Mesitornithidae
Gene: TSPAN1
Product: tetraspanin 1
Exons: 7
Coding region: 19-732 (237 amino acids)
Cellular component (GO): membrane
Source: RefSeq, a predicted model, not a curated record